Messenger RNA from Cryptococcus deneoformans JEC21, 2076 nucleotides. RefSeq lists its product as hypothetical. Gene Ontology annotation, cellular component: cell surface; extracellular region. Gene Ontology annotation, molecular function: beta-glucosidase activity. Gene Ontology annotation, biological process: glucan catabolic process. The coding region runs from base 376 to 1956 and encodes 526 amino acids. The record is from RefSeq and is a predicted model, not a curated record. The transcript has 7 exons. NCBI's taxonomy places the organism in Eukaryota, Fungi, Basidiomycota, Tremellomycetes, Tremellales, Cryptococcaceae.
UUCAGAACAAUCUCCUUCAGCUCACUUCUUUGCACGCUCACCCUCCUUUUACAUCACCGGCGCCGGCGCCAUUCCUACUCCUUUCGAUUACCCCGUACACGACACAACGGCACACACACCAAGACGAAGUUAUUUGCUCCUGGCGACUUUGUAAAAAGCACGGUUUCUUCAAACUGCGCACGCUUCCCUGCUACUACUUUCUCCUACCGGUCUCGCACACGCUCUUUGACACUGAAAAGAUAGUCGCUCUUUAGGCUCCUCUUCGCAAUAUUUUCAUUAGCUUAGCUACGCUCCAGACCUUUAAACUUCUUCUCUCUCUCUACGACUUGGCUUCCCUCGUCAUCCUAAACCAUCCACGUACGCACAUCGUGGAAGAUGUGGACCAAUGUUCUGUCGGUUUUCAUCUUCGCAACCUUCUUUGCGCGCUCGACACGCGCCCUUUCAUCAUGGUACACAGAGCCAGGUGGCACACCUACGGGUUCGGUAGACGGCGAUAAGGUGCGAGGAGUCAAUUUGGGUGGAUGGUUCAUCUUGGAGAAUUGGAUGAUGCCCAGUUUUUUUGAGGAAUCAAUUGUCAGAGAUACGUAUCUCAAUGACGAAUGGUCUUUCUGUCUAGUUCUGGGACAGGAUGAGUGCCUUGCAAGACUACAGCAACAUUGGGAUACUUACAUCACUGAGGAUGACUUCAAGAGAUUCGCAAACUAUUCUCUCAACACAGUGCGGAUACCCAUGGGAUACUGGGCAUGGACAACACCAGAGGAUUACGAGCCUUAUAUUCAAGGACAGCUCCCCUAUCUUGAAAGAGCUCUGAACUGGUCCAGCUGGUACGGUUUAGACGUCAUGAUGGAUCUCCAUGGCCUUCCUGGGGGAGCGAACGGCCAAGACAACCAAGGAUACAAGGGACCGAUAGAGUUUCAGCUGAACAGCACGAACAUGGAUAGAGCCAUGGAAGCACUCGCAAACAUGACACAGUAUGUGACAGCAGAAAAAUUCGACGGUGUCGUUAAAGCCAUCGAACUAACGAAUGAGCCUUACAUCUUAGAAUACAGCUCACGCGGAAUGGACUUUUAUACUUUGGCCGACUUCUACGUGAAAGGCUACCAGGUCGUCCGAGCAAACGAAAACAUCAUUGACGGAGCCAAUGAAGUAAUGGUCGUCAUUCAUGACGCUUUCCAACCACUCUUGAACUGGAAGUAUUUUUGGGGAGAAGAAAGUCUGGGCUUGAACUGGACUAACUAUGCGCUUGAUACCCAUAUUUAUGAUGCCUUUGGUGGCGCCGAUCAAAAGUCAUACCAAGAGCACUUGGACACAAUAUGUGCCCUAUCGGCCUCUAUCGCUGAAGCCCAGCAGUAUUUCCCCGUCAUUGUUGGAGAAUUUGCUCUGGGCGUCAACACGUAUUGUGUGGAUUAUCAGUCUUGUUGGGGCCUUACCAUGGACGAGGUCAUCGCCAAUUUUACCUCUACAUACGAGGCAUCUCUCUUUCUGCGCCAAUUCUGGGAGGUUCAGUCAGAUGUGUAUGAGCUUGGAGCUGGAUGGAUAUUCUGGUCAGUUCACCAUGAGCUUGCUGGACCAUGGAGUUGGACACAGUCGGCUGCUCAAAAUUGGAUUCCAAUGGAUCCUUCUGAAAAAAUCUGGCCCUUCGAUUCUGAUGCCUCGUCCUACUGUCUGGACACCUUUAACCCCUUAGAAGGUGACCAAAAUCUCCCUUACUUCCCUUUGUACGCCAACAAUUACACCAAUAUCGACAUUUCCUCAGUUAAGCCUGUGAGACUGAACGUCAACCCCGCUUCCAACUCCACAGUAGCCUCUGCCACUUCGUCUUCUACCACUUCUAGUUCACAAUCCUCGACAGCCAGUCCGUCUAGUUCUUCGUCAGAAAGCGGUAGUUUUUAUACAGCUCCUCUACCGUCCUCUUUGGUUUUGCUGCUUAUGGUGGUUGCUGUCAGCCACCUAUGAUUUGUAAUUAGUCCCCAAGAUCCCUGGCGGGUACCAGAGACCUUUGACAUGUGAUCCGUAUGGCGCUCGCCUUGACAGCUGGACAGACAAGAUAAAAUAUUCACAGUCUUAAUACAAGGU